Boleophthalmus pectinirostris (great blue-spotted mudskipper) is the source of this 10025-nucleotide messenger RNA. Its product is annotated as phosphatidylinositol 4,5-bisphosphate 3-kinase catalytic subunit alpha isoform-like. NCBI's taxonomy places the organism in Eukaryota, Metazoa, Chordata, Actinopteri, Gobiiformes, Gobiidae. Gene Ontology annotation, cellular component: phosphatidylinositol 3-kinase complex, class IB; phosphatidylinositol 3-kinase complex, class IA; cytoplasm. The transcript is spliced from 27 exons. Gene Ontology annotation, molecular function: 1-phosphatidylinositol-3-kinase activity; 1-phosphatidylinositol-4-phosphate 3-kinase activity. The record is from RefSeq and is a predicted model, not a curated record. Gene Ontology annotation, biological process: phosphatidylinositol-3-phosphate biosynthetic process; cell migration; phosphatidylinositol 3-kinase/protein kinase B signal transduction. The coding region runs from base 721 to 3927 and encodes 1068 amino acids.
GUUCAAACCUCUUAAAAGUUGAUUCUGCAUAAUAUGUCUCUCCUUUAAGCAUUUGCCCUUCAGUGUGAGGAUCUCCGGUUCAAACCUCGUCCAAGGACAUACUGUUAUUAUCACUAACAGGAAAGUUCCAUCCCCUUGGUCUCCUUCCUCCGUGUGGCCGUACAUGAGGCGUGUGCUCCGGGAGAGGGAGAGAGGGAGGGCCGCCCCAGAGCCAGACGGAGCGUGGCUGCUUCAUUUGUCGCAUCAGCCUGCCCCAAAACAUCCCCCGCUCCUCCGCUCAACAUGCCUCUCUCUCGGGCACACUCACCGGGAAAAUAACCCUCUUCCUCCCCCUCGACCACGGGACCGAUCCUCCAGCAGCUGCCGUGGCCUCGCUCCGUCCGCACGCCGGGCUCUGAGGGGGGCAACGCGGCUAGGAACACCCCGCUUCGCCCGGUGUGUGGUUCGGCUAGCGGCGAGAGCUAACCGCGUUUAGCCGGGGAGGAGGCUGAGGAGAGCGGGUAAUAUACCUCCAUACCUGCACCGGGAAGGAUCUGCCUGCAUCCAUGUGACAGUACAAAGGUAUCUUAUUUUUACUGGUCAUGGACUUGUACCCACUCACAGCCUGAAGAUGGAUUGAAGUGCAUGGAGGCGCUGUCCCAUUGUGUGAAUAGGACGACUGCUUUGUCAGGUUGAGUUUUUGGUCCCUUCUCUCUGCGGUGGCGAGACUCAGAGGGAGAGAUGCCUCCACGGCCGUCCUCCGGAGAGCUAUGGGGGAUCCACCUCAUGCCCCCCAGGAUCCUGGUGGACUGUCUCCUUCCCAAUGGUAUGAUCCUGACUCUGGAGUGUCUCAGAGAAGCCACCCUCAUCACCAUCAAACACGAGCUGUUCAAAGAAGCUCGGAAGUACCCACUGCACCAGCUGCUCCAAGAAGAGACCUCCUACAUCUUUGUGAGCGUGACACAGGAAGCGGAGCGUGAGGAGUUUUACGAUGAAACUCGGAGACUGUGCGACCUGAGGCUCUUUCAGCCUUUUCUUAAAGUCAUCGAACCUGUUGGCAACCGAGAAGAGAAGAUACUCAACAGGGAAAUUGGUUUUGCCAUUGGGAUGCCUGUGAUUGAGUUUGAGCUGGUGAAGGACCCAGAGGUGCAGGACUUCAGGAGAAACAUCUUAAACGUUUGUAAAGACUCAGUGGAGCUGAGAGAUGCCAGCGGACCCCACAGCCGCGCUCUGUAUGUGUACCCCCCCAACGUGGAGUCCUCACAGGAACUGCCCAAACACAUCUACAGCAAACUCGACAAAGGUCAGAUUAUUGUUGUGAUUUGGGUGAUCGUCUCUCCAAACAACGACAAACAGAAGUACACCCUGAAAAUCAACCAUGACUGCGUCCCCGAGCAGGUCAUUGCAGAGGCCAUCCGUAAGAAAACUCGUAGCAUGCUGCUCUCUCCUGAACAGUUAAAGAUGUGUGUACAGGAAUACCAGGGCAAAUACAUCCUCAAAGUUUGCGGCUGUGACGAGUACCUCCUGGAGAAGUACCCCAUCAGCCAGUACAAGUACAUCCGCAGUUGCAUCAUGUUGGGGAGGAUGCCAAACCUGAUGCUGAUGGCGAAGGACAGCCUCUACACUCAGCUGCCCACAGACACCUUCGUCAUGCCCUCGUACUCUCGCCGCAUCUCCACGGCAACGUCCUACAUGAACGGAGAGGCGGCGUCCAAGUCUCUGUGGACCAUCAACGGGACCCUGCGCAUACGCGUGCUGUGCGCCACCUACGUCAACGUCAACAUCCGAGAUAUCGACAAGAUUUACGUGAGAACAGGAAUCUAUCACGGAGGAGAGCAGAUGUGUGACAAUGUCAACACCCAGAGAGUCCCCUGUUCUAACCCCAGGUGGAACGAGUGGCUCACAUACGACAUGUACAUCCCAGACGUGCCGCGCGCCGCCCGCCUCUGCCUCUCCAUCUGCUCCGUCAAAGGCCGGAAGGGAGCCAAAGAGGAGCACUGUCCUCUGGCCUGGGGGAAUGUAAACCUGUUUGAUUACACUCACACUCUGGUGGCCAAUAAAAUGGCUCUGAACCUGUGGCCGGUCCCUCACGGCCUGGAGGACCUGCUCAACCCCAUUGGAGUCACCGGCUCCAACCCCAACAAGGAAACUCCAUGCCUGGAGUUGGAGUUUGACCACUUCAGCAGCCCUGUGAAGUAUCCGGACAUGAACGCUGUGGAGGACCAUGCAAACUGGACCAUCUCCAGAGAGCUGGGCUUCAACUGUAACCUCUCUGGGCAGAGUAACAGAGUGGCGCGGGAUCACGCUCUGACCGACAGUGACAGUGAACAGCUUCGACAGCUCAGCAACAGAGACCCACUGUCUGAUAUCACUGAGCAGGAGAAGGACUUCCUCUGGAGACACAGACACUACUGUAUGAACAUCCCUGAAAUCCUCCCUAAGAUCCUCCUCGCCGUGAAGUGGAACUCCAGAGAUGAAGUUGCGCAGAUGUACUGCCUGUUGAAGGAGUGGCCGUCCAUCCGCCCAGAACAGGCCAUGGAGCUGUUGGACUGUAACUACCCCGACCCCAUGGUCAGACACUUCGCUGUGCGCUGUCUCGACAAAUAUCUGACCGAUGACAAACUCUCCCAGUACCUCAUUCAACUCGUACAGGUUCUUAAAUAUGAGCAGUACCUGGACAAUCCUCUGGCCCGUUUCCUGCUCAAAAAGGCUCUGACCAACCAACGGAUCGGACAUUUCUUCUUCUGGCAUCUCAAGUCAGAAAUGCACAACAAAACAGUGAGCCAGCGUUUCGGUCUGCUGUUGGAGGCGUACUGCCGGGCCUGUGGGAUGUACCUGAAACACCUGAGUCGACAGGUGGAGGCUAUGGAGAAACUCAUCAACCUCACAGACAUCCUCAAACAGGAGAAGAAGGAUGAGACGCAGAAGGUCCAGAUGCGGUUUCUUGUGGAUCAAAUGAAGAGGCCUGAUUACAUGGAUGCACUGCAAAACUUCACCUCCCCUUUAAACCCUGCUCACCAGCUCGGGAACCUCAGGUUGGACGAAUGCAGGAUCAUGUCGUCAGCGAAGAGGCCUCUGUGGCUGAACUGGGAGAAUCCUGACAUCAUGUCCGAGCUUCUGUUUCAGAACAAUGAGAUCAUCUUCAAAAAUGGAGAUGAUUUGCGUCAGGACAUGUUGACUCUGCAGAUCAUCAAAAUCAUGGAGAACAUUUGGCAGAACCAGGGUCUUGAUUUGCGGAUGCUCCCGUACGGCUGCCUCUCUCUGGGGGACUGUGUGGGGCUGAUCGAGGUGGUGCGUAACUCUCACACCAUCAUGCAGAUCCAGUGUAAGGGCGGCCUGAAGGGGGCGCUGCAGUUCAACUCCAACACGCUGCACCAGUGGCUCAAGGACAAGAACAAGGGCGAGAUGUACGACAUGGCAGUGGAUCUGUUCACCAGGUCCUGUGCUGGCUACUGUGUAGCUACAUUUAUCCUGGGGAUUGGAGACAGACACAACAGCAACAUCAUGGUCAAAGAUGAUGGACAGCUGUUUCACAUUGACUUUGGGCACUUCCUUGAUCACAAAAAGAAGAAAUUUGGAUACAAACGUGAGCGAGUGCCCUUCGUCCUGACGCAGGACUUCCUCAUCGUCAUCAGCAAAGGCUCCCAGGAGUGCGCCAAGACCAAAGAGUUUGAGCGUUUUCAGGAGAUGUGCUAUAAGGCGUACCUGGCCAUCCGGCAGCACGCUAACCUCUUCAUUAACCUGUUCUCGAUGAUGCUGGGCUCUGGGAUGCCUGAGCUGCAGUCCUUUGACGACAUCGCCUACAUCAGGAAGACUCUGGCCCUGGAGAAGACGGAGCAGGAGGCGCUGGACUACUUCAUGAAGCAGAUGAACGACGCUCAUCAUGGAGGGUGGACCACCAAAAUGGACUGGAUCUUCCACACCAUCCGACAGCACGCACUGAACUGAGCUACAGCGCCCCCAUGAGGGAGUCAUCUCAAUCAGCACCAGACCAUCAGAUUGACAUUACACUACAAACAAGGGGGAGACAAACACUAAACACUGCACUAAAACACUAAAACAACUCUCCCUCCUUGGAAAUUUUAAAAACUUUAACAUUAAGUUUUAAAUUGUAUUGAGUGGUUGUGUUUUAGACAGUUUAUUACCUCCAGCCGAUGACAUGGGAAAAGAAGGAGCAGGUGAAUCAGGGUAUGAAUUGUGAGCGGCUAGAAUCAAAACUUCUACGUUGGCUGCGCAAUUCUAAAUAGUCAAAGAUGCACUAUGUAGCUUUUCCUGCUCGUCGUUUCCAUAGAAAUGUUGUUGCCUUUGCCUCGAAUGUUCCACACUAUGGCAUUAAACUGAUCUGGCACGCAUUGUUAAAUUUUAGGAAAUAAAAACCUUGAAACUUGUUACAAAAAAACUUAUUUAACUUGUAAUUUGUCCUGGUGGUAUUAUCUACUGUUUCCAUGGAGAUCAGUAAGGUCGGUAAUGCUUAAUGACAUACUCUGGAACAUUCUGGCAAAUAUUCAAAGCAAAUUCAUCCCCAUGGAGACAAGUGGCAGAAUUGUAUGAACGAGAUAAAAAAAAAUACGAAUCAGGACUUCAUUUUAAAUUAUAAAAAUGGUUAAUCCAAUCAAAAUAAAUAAAAAAAAAUUAACUUUUAAAUAUUUAUUGUUUCAUCGUAUACAAGCCAGCCAAUAGGAGCUUGCCCCCUGUUCUCGCUUGUGAUUGGCUAACGCUUGAUACCAAACUUGACAGUAACUGGCACUUUUUGUUCAUUGUUAUUUAUAAUUUUCUAUAGAUUAAAACAUAAAUAUAGAAGUAGGGAAGGUAAAAGUGCACUAUUUAACUUUUUCCACUUGUUUAUCGCCAUGGAGAUGAUAUUGCUUUGACCUGAAUGCCCCACAGUAUGUCAUGAAACUCCACCUUGCAUUUAUUUAAUUACAAAAAUACACUGAAAAACAUGUAUUCACAAUGGAAAUAGAUCAGUUUAAUGCCAUAUUCUGAACUAUUUGAGCCAAAGGUGGUGGACUCUACAAUAGAAAAGUUACUUAGUGAAGCAUUAAACCAUUCUGUAUCCAAAUAACACAAGUAGUUCAACUAUUUUGUGUAAAUGUGCCAAUGUUUUAUAGAUAUUAAGCUACUGAUAGGAACGUCUGAACAGGUCGCUCUGCCUUACUGUGACUAAAAGCAAUUUGCACUUUAAAUAGAAUAGUACUGAAGAUAACGUGUAUUUUUUAAUUAACUUUCAAAUUUGCAAGUUGCCAUUUAUUGCCUGUUUUGCUCCAUUUUACAACAAUUUGACAAUCAUCAAUCUGAGGUAAUACACUGUCUAAAAAAACAACACUAUUUUCUGAUCUGUGUUCUAAUGUUGUUUCCUCAUCACAAACAGACCUGGAGUUGUGUUUUGUUUCAUUCACACAUGUUUAACGCAAAAACCUGCAGAUUUAGUCUGAGAUUUUCUCUCAGUAGAAAUAGAAAACUGUCUGGUCCACCUUGUGAUGUCAUGUGGUAAUAUAGGAAAUGCUCCACUGUGUUUAGGGGCGCCCAGUACGUUGAUUGCGAUGUACCAGUUGAUCGCUGAGGUAAUGCGGGUAAAUCGCAGUGUCUUAGUACUCGUCCUGGACUCGAUCUUCGACUUGUACUCGGUAUUGUCUCUUUCGCGAGGUCUGACACUUGACAAGAGCCGCUGCUGUUCGUACUAAACUUGUGCCAGCAUGCGGGAGUGUGCGCGGAGUCUCACUAGAGCCUGUGUGUUCAUUUGGAACCCGCAAAUUACAAACACACACACGCUCCCUUCGCGCUUUCUUGUUCGCAACAGCGUGUGCCCUCGUGUACCAGCGUGUAUCACAGGGCAGGUUAAACUUUUUUAAAACAUUCUACCUGUCCAUCGGCCUCACAUCAGCACACCGCUCCUCACGUUUUCACGCUCUCUCUCCUCCCUAUCAGCACACACAGGCUUCAUCCUCAGUGCGCUGAUUAAAAGAGCAAGACAAAAUGCGAAGCAAAAACUAAUCUUAAUUUAUGGUACAGUGUUGGCACAGAGAAGCCAACAUCUCAGAACAGAUCUACUGCGACGUGGCUGAAUUUGCCUAAUAAAAGUGCACAAAUGCAUCUCUAUUUGUCACAAUGUGCGUUUGGUAAAUGUGCAGAGGUACACAUCACCGUAAAACCUGUAAGAGAAUGGAGCUCCAGUUAGGAACUUGAAAAACAGGUUUAAAAAUUCUACCCACUUCAUUCACUUUUUUCACAGUUUUGUGCAUAGUGCCAGUAGAAGUUCUCUUAAAGGGUGAGGGUUCAAAAAAGGGGCACAGGGUGUUUCAGUGCACUACAGUUUGUUUGGCUUUGUAGUAGGUGGAUCAUUUUGACACGGUCAUUUUAUAAGUAGCUCACUUGCUGAAAAAGUGUGGGCACCCCUGCUUUACUAGAAUCAUUUGGAUAAUUUCAGUCCGGGAACUGUCAGUCUCUAUUAAACUAAAGGUAAAAUGUAGCUGUUAACUUGAAAACUACCUCUUCCAGACAUGUGUAUUAGCAAGAUCAAGUAAUAGGAAUCAGGACGUCUCGACACUUCAUUUUAAAUUAGACAAAUGGUUAAUCCAAGCUGUUGUCAUUUAUUUUGGUCCAAAACAGAAACGGGUAUCACAGCGUCCUCCUCAGAUGCAGCAAGAAAACAGCUCAUGACAUCACGAGGUGGAACAUUUUAAGCUUUGUCGAUGUAGACGAAUAAUAAAGAAUUACUCAAACAUGUGUGAAUGAAACAAAACACAACUCCAGGUCUGUUUUUGAGGAGGGAACAACAUUCUAACAUGGUUUAAAGCUCACAAGAGUCAAUUUUGCGUCAUAUAGGACCUUUAAAACUAAUUAAAAAAUAAACUUUGAAGUAACCGUCCAGCCAAGGAAAUCCUGCUGCUCCGAGGAACAAGAAUCGCUGCUGUUUACGGAAAAAAGGGAUGAAAAAUAACUUGGAAUUAUGGAGUUUUUCCGGGAUCGUGAAGGCGGCCGUUUUGAACUUUUCCUCUUUACAAAUGUGACAUGACUCUUUGACUCACGGUGAACAAAAAAAAAAGACUCAAAAACUGCACUUCAAACAAAAUUAUGACGAGUUUUCGAAAUUAUUUAUGAGAGACACUUGUUCAUUUUGUAAAUAUCAGAUUUUUUAAUUUGUGUUUAACAUUUUUGCAGCUUCUAAAAACUACAUUUCCCUUUUUAUUAUUGAUUCAUUUCGAACUGCUGAGACUCCAUUUUGUAUUGUACAGUGUUAUAUUGAACGUAGCUCUUGUGCAGCUCAUCUGACAGUAUCUGAAUCUACAACAGUCAAAGUGCCAUUCUCUCUCUCUUACUAUGUAGAAAUCAGGAUUUUAUCAUCACAUCUCAACACUUAUGAUCCAGUUUAAAGGUGCAUUGCGUAACUUCUCGAGUGGAAUCUCCGCCACCAGUUUGUCUCCAUGGAAAUGCUUUGUCUGCUUUGUCUAGUACAGGGGUGUUAAACAUACGGCCCGGGGGCUGGAUACGGCCCUCCAAGACCUUUAAUCUGGCCUUCCGCUGAUUUUCUACUAAAAUAUUUUUAUUAUAUGUUAAAACCUGAAGACAGAAUUAGCCAUUUUUCGCCCCCCAUUCACAGUCAAAACCUCUGAUGUGCCCGCAGACAUGCAACUAAAAAUAAUAGAUUUACAGUUACUACCUUUGUGAGCAGGUUUUCUCAGUAAUGAACAUUAAUAAAACAAAGCUGCGCUCAAAGCUGAACACACAACACACAACACACAACACACAACAGACAAACACCUGAAUGACAUUGUGAAGACAGCAGCUCCUCAGGACAUGGUGCCUGAUGUUGAUGCACUUGUGGAGGCUAAAAGAUGCCAAGUUUCAGGAGCAAAAAGAAAGCAUGACUAAAUUCUAUGAAAUGCAUACAAGUUCAUGUUAAAACAUUGUGCUGAAAUUGCAUUUUUCUUAAAGUUUCAGGUUGUUCAUAAUAUUAUAAUAUUUUGUAAAAGUAAGAGUUCAUCAAUUAAAAAAGAUUUCUGUAAUAGAUUUGCGUUUCUCUGCACAAAUAUUUGAACUUAUUGUUAUUUUUGGGGUUUAUAUGUCAUGAGUUUUCUGAUCCGGCCCCUCUGGGAUCAAAGUAGGUUGGAUACGACCCCCGGACCAAAAUGAGUUUGACACCCCUGCUCUAGAAUGUUCCACAGUAUAGACUAAACCUACAGUAUCUAUCACAAGGGAGACAAGCAGGUUACAGCACUACGCUACGUUACAGGACAGAUCUGUGGAGAGGCACCCCUAUUCACAGAAUUAUUAUUGUAUUUAUGAGCAAUAGAGAUACACGUAAUGAAUAAAUGCUAGAUGGAUAUGUUUAAUGUCAUAACAUGGAAUAUUCCAGGCAAAGCAAUAACAUCUUCAUGGAGACAAGCAAAUAGCAGACCCUCCAGUAGAACAGUUGCACAAUGCAGCUUUAAAUGUCGGUAUAAUAGUAACAGUAAGUACCGUAUUUUUUGGACUAUAAGGUGCAAUAUCAAUAAUGUUGAAUUCUCUUGUCUAUUGUCAUACAUAAGAUGCACUGGAUUAUAAGGAGCAUGAAGCGAAACAAACGGGCGACACUUGAGACUGAUCCUUAGCCCAGGCGUCCACCAUCCAUUGACAGCUCAUGGUGUAAUUCGCCCGGCGUUGCCUCCCUGUCUUGGUGAAUGUGGAUUAUGAAUGUGAAUGUAGGUGGAUCAUAUAAGUUUUUUCUUUUUUUUUUUUCCCCUACGAGGACGACUCAAAUAUACAUCAGGUAAUAAUGUGUUUAAUUCAGCUUUGUGCACAUUUCUUUACAUUUUACAGAAACAAAACUUAAAAACACAUGACUCAUUUGCAUAAACUAUAAGCACUGAAAAACAGCUCGUUCCUUGUGCGCUGAUGCGGUUCAGCUUCUGUCGGACUAAAGGACACGACUCCGCGAGGCUCCUGACUACAGCAGCCAUAAUGCUCCAACAAUCCAUCAAGCGGUGCAGCUUUGUAACUUACCAAAGUCGUACUAAAACAUUUUGACAGAUUUUUGAGCGCCGUGUACCACAUAAAAUCAGUUCGAUGUCAGUAAGCACAACCAGAAUUAAUACAUAAGGCGCACCAGAUUAUAAGGCGCACUGAUGAUUUUUGAGAACAUUAAAUGUGCGCCUUAUAGUCCAAAAAAUACGGUAAAUAAACCAAUGGAGAUUUGAAGGUGUUAACUACUGGAGUUAGACUUCGCUCAAAAGUAGGACUGCUCUUGCCUGAUAAAUCCAGAAUAACAUCUCUCUGGAUUUGUGUUUUUGAUACUUUGCAGUGACAUCAUGCUGGAGGUGUUCUUUGGCGACACAGUGCACACAUUAGCAAACACAGCCAAAAACCUUUAAGAUAGUCUGGAAAAAAAAAAAAAAACUAGCUUGUGACUCUAAUGUUAUUUGAGAGAGCCUUAUUUAAUCAUAAGAAAAUCAGAUCACUUAUUGUAGUUCCUACUAAGUCAGUUCUUUCUGGUGUUGAAAGUCCAGUAAAGCCUCAGACAGAGCAGUGCCUCCAGUUAGCAUCACACCCCCAGAGAAUGUGGAUGACAUCAGCCGCAAAGUAUCUGUACAGAGGGAUGUCAGUCUGGUCACCACUCCCUCCGUCGCACCUCGAGUUAGAACCAAACAUGAUCCACAGCCAAUCAGAUUUGUUUAUUUCAGUGCCGCAUGUGAAACGAAGGAGCUCAUUGGUCACACGCGAUUUUGAACAAAAAGACAUUUCUCUCACCGCAGAUGAACACUUUAGUGCUUCGCUCAUUGUUUCUGCAGAAAUCUGUGAGGUUUUUCAGUCCCUAGUGAUAUUAUUUUCUUGUUUCUUAUUUUUGUCUCGAUUCGGACGGACCAAUGCCUGUCCCUGAUUGGCUCAACCACCUGUCAAUCACGCCCAUUUAAACUCUGGGAGAUUCACCAGUGACCAGACUCACAUCUUUAUAACGUAUCGGAGAAGUGUGUAUUGUGGAUCCCGGGCAAGAGCUUUUGAGAAAAAUGAUCACAAAUCUCAAAGGAGCAAGUAUUUAGAGAAUAAAAUGUCCAAUGCAAAGAAGAAAA